Peronospora farinosa is the source of this 7422-nucleotide messenger RNA. The record is from the annotation of a GenBank genome assembly. NCBI's taxonomy places the organism in Eukaryota, Oomycota, Peronosporomycetes, Peronosporales, Peronosporaceae.
AUGACGCAGCGUGUAAGCGCCAUCACGCUACAAUUGGAUGAUGAGAUCCGUAAGAUCUUACUGUGUCCUAAUGUGCCCUUACGAGAGCUCUUGCAAUGCAUUACUGCGGGUUUCCCGGCCCUCAAUUGCGAUCAGUCCAAGACGCUCGUGGCGAUACAAGACACUUCAAGUCACGUGUUCUACCCACUGUCUCUUCUUUGUCGCUCUCCCGAAUUAUUUGAAACCGCUUCGUACUACCUCGUACUGGAUGGUGUGGUACACAAAAGUACCAAACAAUUAAAACAUCGAUCAUAUUAUCACAGUCGAAAACGUCGUGGGACAGUUGAUUAUCCGGCAGUUUCAACAUUAUCCGACGUGAACCAAGAGGACGAGGAGAUUUUGACGAAUAACGAGAAGGACAAGCGGCCAAUACCAGCUGUUACGUCCUCUGAAGACGAGCUAGAGAUUGAUUUAUCGGAUUUUGAACUACCACAGCUUGUCAAUGUGUUUACACAAGCCUGUCCUACAGGCACAUUGAAUCAGAUGACAUUCAAUCGGUGCUUGGAGAAAAUAUUGUCACAGUCGGGACGAUAUGAUCAGCAAGCACGGAAAAUGUUUACGAGGUUGUUUAAUAUAUUUGAAAAGCAGAGUCGACGGAAAAAUAUCGUGGACGUGGCUGAUUUUCUAGGAGGUGUCUCAGUCUUUGCAUGUGGUGAACGUGACGAAAAGAUUCGUUUGACAUUUGAUCUCUAUGAUAUGGACGGUGACGGGUUCAUUUCAAAAGAAGAAAUGACGAAAUACUUGACUGCAGUGUUUCUAGUCAUUAAUGAGGCAUCGCCAGAGCUUUUCCUUGAAAACAACGUCAAUCCAGCAGAGUUAAGCAAUGUGACGGCGAAUCAGUGUUUUGCAGAGUCAAUAUUGAAUCAGGAGGGCAAAUUGUCGUAUGAGGCGUUCCGAAAAUGGUACUCGAAGCCGGGACCUACGCAGCUUGCUGCUGCUAAAUACAACGGAAUGAAAACGACUCGCGUGAGUGCCUCCCAGUCGCCAGAGAUUUUUGACUUGGCCACUCUUCGCGAGGUUACAGGUCUGUCGGCGCUGAGUGCAUCCGAUUUUUUUUCCAUCUUCAAUGCGUUAUUGGCCAAUGGUGGGGACAAGAAAGAAGUACUUACCCGUGCCGAGUUCAAGAGGUGUUUCUAUGACAUAUUAGAGAGAUUGAACCGGAAGCCUACCAGUGCGAUCGCAAUGUUUUUGGACCGGCUCUUUGAUGCGUUUGACGAGGACAAAAACGACUCUGUAGACUUUGUGAAGCUGAGCAGCGGACUUUCAGUAUUGUGUGGCGGCUCAAGUGAAGACAAAGUGACGGCAGCUUUUUCGUGUUUUGAUGCUGAUGGCGAUGGAUACAUCACAGAGCAGGAGAUGGAAGCGUAUCUGACAUCUGUCUUUAACGUUAUGUACGAGACUUCGACAGCCACAACGCAAUCAAUUGGAAUUGACGCUAAAUCUCUUGCACGCUUCACAACAAAGCAAGCCUUUGAAGAAGCAGAUGUGAGUCGUGACGGAAAGCUGUCGCUGGAAGAAUUUCGCUCGUGGUACCGGGUUUAUGAGCACAAUCAACAGCCGUCAACAGGUGUACAUGUAGGUCUCCAGCGUCAGCUCGGAGUGCACGGCAACGAUGCGUUUGGAACAACUAGCUCUGUUGCUUCCCUUAUAGGGCUGUGUGACCGACGUCCCAAUGAUGUUUUCGAAAUCAUCGCAGCAAAAGUAAAUGAGGAUGGCGUCCUGUCGCGAGAAGCCUUUUUUACUAUCGUUGACGAACUCGUCGAGGACCAUGUGACUAAUGCCAAACACAAGUUAAGUACUGAGGAAAAGGAUCAAGUGAAGAAAAUCAUGGCGACCGUCUUUGAUGGGUUUGAUAGUGAUCACGACGGCUUUGUAGAUUUUUGCGAACUAUCCAGCGGCAUUUCUGUAUUGUGCGGUGGGUCACAGGAAGAGAAAAUUAAGUCUGCGUUUACUUUGUUUGACAUUUACCGAGACGGAUUCAUCUCACGCGAUGAAAUGGAAACAUACCUGGCUUCAGUAUACCGGAUAGUGUUUGUGACAUCUCCUGCUACAAUGCAGCAACUUAAUGGUAUUUCUCCAAGACAGCUAGCUCGAAUCACUACAGCGGAUGCAUUUUCACUUGCUGAUGCAAAUGAGGACGGCCGUUUGAGCUUUGAAGAGUUCACCAAAUGGUACAGUACUCAAAGCGCGCCUAUGGUGCCUUUGCAAUCACACCAAGUUGCCGCGACGCCCUCCAUGACUGGCACUCUGUCGUCUUCUCGAGCUUCUUUCGUGUCUUCAAGUGAAGUGCUCAAUGAAAUGAAAAAAUUGACAAACCUUGUUGCGUACGACGUGAAUGAUAUUUUUGAGUUUUUUCAAGCCUCGGCGGAUCAAGAAGGCAAUUUGUCUCAACCAGAUUUCUUUCGCUGCUUCAACACACUGCUAGCAAAAGACAGGCAAAUCAGUCUUGAUACACAGAUAAACACUCAACAGCUUUUAAAGCAACUGUAUGAGCUUUUUGACGCUGAUAAAGAUGGAAUUGUGGAUGUGCAGGAGCUUGGCGCUGGUCUUUCGAUUCUUUGUGGCGGAAGUCGAGCAGACAGAGCUAAAGCGAUGUUCACGCUGUACGAUGACAACCACGACGGCUGCAUAUCUCCUGAAGAAAUGACAUCGUACUUGUCAUCUGUCUUUAAAGUAAUGUUUACGGCAUCACCGGAUCUACUAUCAAAAACAGGAAUGAUGCCGGAGCAGCUCGCUACAAUUACCACAAGGGAAUGUUUUCGUGGUUUUGAUGUCAACCGUGACGGGCAAUUGAGUGUCGACGAGUUUCGAGUUUGGUUUGAACAACAAAACCCGUACGCUUUCUAUAAGCGAGCGUGUGUCUCGAAUGGUAGCAAGGCCUCACUCCCGAGUGAACUUAUUCAUUCAUCUUCUUCGAGCUCAAGCGAGCCUACUACGGCAGAUAUAAUUCCGAUUGACGUUGCGAAGAAGCUGUCCGGCCUGGAAAACAUGUCUUUGGACGACGUGUCCGAGCUCUUUAGCUUAGCAAUUGAUGGUGGUAACCGGAUUUUGCGACGCAUAUUUGACAAGUGUUUUUACAAGCAUAUUUGCAGUAAAAAUACGUCGAUGUUAUCCGAAAGUGAGAGUACUCGAGUACAUGAAGUGAUUGAUCGUAUCUUUUCCGCAUUUGAUACUGAGCAAAAAGGAAUUGUUGGCUUCAACGAGCUUAUGAGUGGACUAUCGAUUCUCUGUGAUGCUUCUUCUCGGGACGAGACGGUCUUAGCUGCGUUUAAAUUGUACGACACAAAUGGAGACGGUGUGAUAUCAGAGAAAGAAAUGAACCACUAUUUCGGAUCCGUGUUCAAGUUGCUUUAUGCUCUCGAUCCUACCCAUCAGCAAAAGCUUGUGAUUUCAGCUAAUAAUCUAGCAGCGGUGACAGCAAGCGAGAUUUUUGAGGUCGCCGACGUGGAUCGUGAUGGAAAGCUUACCUUUGACGAGUUUCAGAGAUGGUAUUCAAAUCCAGAACAAACAUUCUUUACUGAUAUCGUGGCUCCUCUUGAUUUAAAUGAGGUGCGGCAGCUGACGAACCUGGGAAGCUUGGACGUAGUUGAGGUUUUCGGACGAUUUGCGGAGCAUGCAGAUGAAAAUGGAAUGCUCGAUCGAGAAUCUUUCGACAAGUGUUUUUUUGAAAUCAUUGAGAUGGCUCAACCGCGCACUCACAUUGAAAAGUUGCGUGCAACGAUGAUAGUAGAUCGUUUGUAUGACGUGUUCGAUCACGACGGUAAUGGGCAAAUUGACUUUAGCGAGCUGGCUAGUGGACUCUCUGUUCUCUGCAAAGGAGCACGAGAUGCUAAAGUUAAGGCUGCGUUCCGCUUGUAUGACUUCAACGCCGAUGGAUUUAUCUCGAUGGAGGAGAUGAAGCGCUAUCUUACGUCAAUCUUCAAGGUGCUGUAUGAAGUACAGCCUAAAAUGCAGCUGGAAACCGGCGUAUCAGCUGAGAAACUCGGUGCUAUUACUGCAGAACAGGCGUUUCUGGAGGCAGACUCCAACAAAAACGGCAAACUAAGCUAUGACGAAUUUUUGACAUGGUACAAUUCUCCUGCCCAGGCGGGGAUUAGUAGUGCCGUAGCGAAGAAUGCUAUUGUGGAUUCUUCACUACGCUGGAUGCCACUAAACGAAAUUAAGCAGAUUACAAAUCUUGCUCAGUACGGGCCAGAGGAAGUGUUUGAGAUUUUUGCAGGUGAAACGAAUGAAGACGGUCUGUUGUCGCGAGAUGCCUUUGAUGAAAGCUUUCGCAAGGUAAUCGAUGGUCAGAAAUCUAAGGCAGGAUGGAUGUCUGAUCCUAAAACUCAAAAGAAGAUGCAAGAGAUUAUCGACAGCCUCUUCAACUUGUUCGACAGAGACGGCAAUGGAGCUGUAGACUUUGGAGAGCUUGCUAGCGGGCUGUCUGUGCUAUGCGGUGGUACAAAGGAUCAAAAAGUGAAGGCAGCUUUUUCUUUGUUCGACUUCAAUGAUGAUGGAUUUAUUUCUCUUGACGAGAUGACGCGGUACCUCACGUCUGUAUUCCGUGUACUGUUUCAGGUAUCACCGAAUGCUCAAUCUCUUGGCAUUUCUCCUGAAGAACUGGGAGAAGUCACAGCUCAACGGGCCUUUGCUGAGGCCGAUCAAGAUCAUGAUGGACAAUUAUCACUAAGGGAGUUUCAGGAUUGGUAUCGUAAACCAGGUGGGAUUGGUGAAGUUGCAAAGAAUGGGGAGCAGUUAUUUAGUUUCGCUAAAACGCGGCAACUAACAAAUUUACAAGCAUGUUCUCCAAUGGAAGUUUUGCAAACUCUCGCCUUCUGCGCCGACGAGCAAGGGCUCGUGUCGCGAGAAGCGUUUGAUGAGUGUUUCCGAACAAUCAUUUCAACGAAUCAAGGCAUCAAGUUAGAAGAGUACCAGCGGAUCAACCCCAUUCUCAACCGCCUUUUUGAGCUCUUUGAUGUUAACAAUAGUGGUAUGGUCGACUUCAGUGAGAUCUCAUGCGGGCUGUCUGUAUUUUCUGGCGGCGCGUCUGAGGAGAAAGUUGGUGCUGCAUUUGCUUUGUACGAUUAUAACGCCGAUGGUUACAUCUCGAUGGAGGAGAUGACAUGGUAUCUAACCUCUGUUUUUAAGGUAUUGGAGGAAGCGUCACCUUCUGUGGUUUUGCACUUAAAUCGCGAGUCCCCCGAGGAGCUGGGUCUUCUUACUGCGCAGCAGACAUUUGAAGAAGCUGGUCUGGACCGUGACGGCCGUUUAAGCUUUCCUGAAUUCCGCAAAUGGUACACUCGAUCCAAUGCUGCGAAUAUGGAGUGUCUUAUCCAGAAUAAUGUCCCGGAGUGGCUGUCGCUGCGUGAGGUGCGGCAUCUGACAAAUCUGAGCUCGUUCUCGGCUCAGCAGGCGCUAAAUACGUUUACCAAGUUCACAUCUCCAGAUGGCACUAUGGACAAUGAAAGGUUUAGGCAGGCGUUUGAGCAUUUUCAAGACGAGUCGGCGACUGAUGAGUCAAAGGACAGGCUGCAAUUGUUAGUCGACCGAGUCUUUGCCCUGUUCGACAAGGACAAUAAUGGGCGGGUAGACGUUUACGAGCUUGCUAGCGGGCUGUCAUUGCUUUGUGAGGAAAGUCAGACGGAUAAAGUGCGCACUGCGUUUAAUUUGUAUGAUGUGAACCAUGACGGAUAUAUUUCGCUAGGAGAAAUGCGUCUCUACCUUACUGCAGUGUUUAAGGUGCUCUUCGAGGUGAAUCCGGAUAGAGAGGCACGAAUGGGUGUGACACCCGAGGAGCUGGCCGAAAUUACAGCGGAGCAGGCUUUUGCUGAAGCUGACCACGACAAGGAUGGCAAACUUUCAUUUGCAGAAUUUGAGCAGUGGUACAUGCAGCAGAAAACGGUGGGGGAUUUACCUCUGCCCGUUCUCAGCGAGCAAGAACAGCAGCGGCAACAAGGACGAAAGAUGCAGGGAGAAGUACCUCAUUGGGUGAGCCUGGAUGUGGUUAAGCAGAUGACAAACUUAGAAAAGUACACGGCCGAUGAAGUAUUCGAAAUCUUUGCCAUCCGUUGCGCAGAGGAUGGGACGCUAUCACGUGAGGCUUUUGAAGAGUGUUUCGAGCAACUUGUGGAUGAACAGUACAAAAACGACGAGGCCAAUCUGGCACGCUUGCGACUUAUUCUAGACAGGUUAUUUGUAAUCUUCGAGGAAGACCACAACGGCACUGUUGAUUUCUGCGAAUUGAGUAGUGGUCUAUCCAUUCUCUGCGGUGGUUCUCGGGAAGAAAAGGUUCGAGCUGCAUUUUCACUUUUUGAUCUUAAAAAAGAUGGAUUCAUCUCGCUAGACGAAAUGGUACGCUAUCUAUCGAGCGUCUUCAAGGUACUUUACGAGACCAGUCCGGGAACCAACGAAAAACUGGGUGUACGACCGGAAGAGCUGGCUGUAAUUACAGCUGAGCAGUGUUUUCUGGAAGGCGAUUCGAACGAGGACGGAAAGGUGAGUUUCGAUGAGUUCGUAGCUUGGUACUCUAAAUCGUCCGGGUUUGAGGCGCAUGUGGCUGGUGAAGGUAGUAUUCUUCUGCAACAACAAGACACAAAUGGUAACACAAGCGAGAGUCGUGAUGAUGGCCCCCUGUCACAUACGAAUAGUAAAAGUGGCAGUUACCGCAAUGGAUCACCUGCUCCUGUGUCGCCAAAGAAAACGACUUGGGGUGCUAGUGAAGACUCUAACACGACCUGCAUCAGCACCGCUCCAGUAGGCUUCCCGCCUGAUAAGAUUUAUGGCAUGAUGGGAUCCAAUGGCAACACACUGGUCUCACCGAACUCAGCAUCUGUUCUGAAUAUAAAUAGCUCCAACAUGGAGAACGUCCGACAACUACUAAAGCUGGACACGUAUGAGGUUAAUGACGUGCUUGAGAUAUUUGCUGAGGCUGCACCCUCUGGUGAGCUAACAUUUGCGGCGUUCAAGAAGUGUUUUGAUCAGAUCAUUCGGCUGGCAGGGGGGCAUGGCUCAUCGGAAGAACGCCACGAGGCCGACGUGAUGGUCCGUCGACUUUUUCGUGCGUUUGAUACGGACAACAGCAACACAGUCGAUUAUGGUGAGCUUGCUAGCGGCCUCUCCGUGUUGUCCGGAUCUAGCAUGGACGACAAGGUUCGAGUAGCGUUCCAACUGUACGAUAUCAAUGGAGACGGAUAUAUUACUCAUGAAGAGAUGGUCAGCUACAUGACGUCAAUUUUCAGAGUGAUGUACGAGACGACUGAUAGCACGAAGACCAAGAUGGGCGUAUCACCCGAAGAACUUGCUCGUGCAACAGCCGGACAGUGUUUCAAGGAGGCGGACCUGAAUGGAGACAAUAAGCUCAGCUUUGAAGAGUUCAAGAAGUGGUGCACUUCGGGAGUUUGA